Molecule: messenger RNA, 463 nt
Organism: Bufo bufo (common toad)
Lineage: Eukaryota; Metazoa; Chordata; Amphibia; Anura; Bufonidae
Product: phospholipase A2 inhibitor subunit gamma B-like
Exons: 3
Coding region: 78-428 (116 amino acids)
Source: RefSeq, a predicted model, not a curated record
GACUAACGACUUACACCGUUGUGCGAGGAUGUGGACAGUCGUCUGAAUGCAAUCGGAAGAGUCUCAGCAAUCAGUUCAUGACGGUAGAAAUAAACACCGCCUGCUGCAAGGCUGAUAAAUGCGCUCCAGUAGCACCAAUAGUAUCAUCUGGAAAUGCAAAUAAAAAUGGUCUGAUCUGCCCUUCUUGUUUCUCGCUAACAUCUUCCACAUGUGUGCCGGAUACCAAAAUCCAGUGCAUGGGAAAUGAAACCCGAUGUUCUACAUACUCAAUGAGUACCACCACAAAGCCCCCGAAUCCAGUGCUGUCCAUGGCAGGAUGUGCCACUGAGAACAUGUGCACCAACUAUACGGGCACUGCCACCUCCAGCGCCACCGGGCAAAUAAAUGUAAGCAUCAGAUGCAGCAAUGCCGAAGUCAGUCCUAGUUAGAUCUUCUAGUAGGCCGGCAUCAGUCAGCACCAGUC